This is a messenger RNA of Sarcophilus harrisii (Tasmanian devil), 3189 nucleotides long. RefSeq names its product CDC42 effector protein 2 (gene CDC42EP2). The transcript has 2 exons. NCBI's taxonomy places the organism in Eukaryota, Metazoa, Chordata, Mammalia, Dasyuromorphia, Dasyuridae. Bases 427 to 1077 code for a protein of 216 amino acids. The record is from RefSeq and is a predicted model, not a curated record.
UCGCUCCCAGCUGCCGAGGGUCUUCGCCGCCACCGCCGCCCUUCCUCCGCCGAUUCGGCCCCGGCCCGGGACGGCCCCGCUUGGCCGCGAGCGCGUCCGCAGUGGGCCAGCUUCCAGCCCCGUGGGUCCAGGAGAAAGUCGCCUGCCGCCGAGGGAGCCGGGCAGGAGAGCUGCCUCCCCACCAGCCGCAAAGGCCGCUGCCGCCGCACUGCUCCUCGGCCAUUUUUAGAAUUUAAUUUUUUAAACUUUUCCUCGAUUCAGUGACUUUGGUUCAGCUUAGCCCUUGCCCCCUUUCGGUCCAGCUGCCAUUGGUGGAUCCUCAAGGGCUGUAGGGAGGCUUGAGGAUCCCCACAGUCCAGUAGAAAUCUAGCCGGUCGUGGGAGCCAGUUCUUGCCGUACCGGGCCCUCCGUGUGUGGUAUGGUGAUAUGUCUACCAAGGUGCCCAUUUACCUGAAGCGGGGCAACCGCAAAGGCAAGAAGGAGAAGCUUCGUGACCUGCUGUCCUCGGACAUGAUAAGUCCGCCGCUGGGCGACUUCCGCCACACCAUCCACAUCGGCAGCGGCGGCGAGGGCGACAUGUUCGGCGACAUCUCCUUCCUACAGGGCAAGUUCCACCUGCUACCUGGCACAGUGGGCGAGGGGCCUGAGGAGGAGGAGGAAGAUGGCACCUUCAACCUCCCCUUCCAGUUUGCCCGGACCAGCACAGUCUGUGAGCCCCUGGGGCUCUCCGACGGGCACUCCCCUCUGCUCAAGAACGCCAUCUCCCUCCCGGUCAUUGGGGGGCCCCAGGCACUCACCCUGCCCUCGGCUCAAGCCCCGCCCAAGCCACCGCGCCUGCACCUGGAGACCUCCCUGCCGACCUCCCAGGAGAAUGAGGGCUUGCAGAUCUGGAGGACUCAAGAGACUUCGUCUCCCCAGAAUGGCUUCCUGCCUGAGCAGGGCCCCGAGGAGCCCUUCCUGUCCCAAGCCAGCUCCCUCCUUUCCCUGCAUGUGGACCUGGGCCCUUCCAUACUGGACGACGUCCUACAGAUCAUGGACCAGCACCAAGACGUAGACAGAGUGGAGAUCCCCACAUAAAGCCCCAGGACGGGCAGGACCGCGUCAGGGCAUUGGGCCCUGGGAGGCAAGAUGUGGACAUGGGAUGGAUUCCCCAAGCCUUUACCUCUGGGAUCGGGGGGCAGAUCAUCUCUUGCUCUUGCGCCUCAGUUUCCCCCCACUUUGUCUCAUGGGAACAAUGACCUUUCAAGAGAGAGCAGCAGAAAAGCACUUUGGGACAGCCAGGUGCCAGAAAAGCAGCCCGUUCUUCCGGAGAGCUCCUCAGCUCCAUUCUCAAGCACCCCGGCCAGCAAACUGUGUGGUUGGGGGAGACCCAAUUCUGCCUUGCCUCGGUUAGAGCCAGGAUGACCAGAGGUAGUUGCAGGAUGGAGGAGGCUCCACAAAGGAUUGUGGGAAUCCACCUGGCUCUGGGUAAAAAGGGGGGGGUACCCUUACUCUAGAUUCUAGUUACCUCCUGGAAAAAGACUCUGCAGGCAAUAUGAGCACGGUGUCAGCCCCUUUCCCUCCCCCUGACCUUGACUUAGAGUGAGCUGUGAUGGCAAUAAACCAUGCUGGAUUGGUGACAGCUUCCUCCACCUCGGUCUCCUUCCCUGUCCCUUGUCUCAGGUCUGCUUUGAGUCCAACUAACUUGGAUUUAGUGCCCGACAUCAAGGGAGUGCCGGAUAUCAAGGGUUUGGCCCGCUGGGCAGAAGGCACAAUCCCUGCUUCUGGUCAUAGGAUCUAGAAGUUGUCCCCCCAUUUCACAAAUGAGGGAAACUGAGGCUCAGGUUUACAGGGUUUGCCAGAAGCACGAAACAGAAUGGAGAUGCGUAGCUCGCUUUACCAAGGAGGACUUUUCCCCUAAACCCCACAGCUCUGCAGACACCCAAUAAGCACAUUAAGUCGGGACUAAGCUCCCUGGGGCAAGAAUCCUAGCUUUUUCCUUUAUUUUUUCCCUAGCGUAUACAGGGCCAUGAAUACAGUAGGCAUUUAAUAAAUGUCUCCUCAAUAAAUGAGAUGAGAACCGAAAGGUGGGUCAGAUUGUGGGGCACAGACUGCAUUCGGACCUGCUUGGGCAAGCCACCAGUCCCUCCCAGCAUUGUACACCUUACAAUGCCUUGUGUUGCCCUUGAACCAGGCAGGCUUCCCAGAAUCCUCCUCCUCUCUUUGGGGAGUUUCCUGUCUCCGCCAGCAGGCAGAGAGCCUGUCCCUCCUCCCAGCUAAGCUGCUCAUUGCUCUGUGGGAUCCUGCUAAGCUCCCAACCGCAUUAGGUGCCCCCUAAUCCCUGAGCGGAUGACAGCCACCAGUGUGUUCUGGCUUUGCUCAGGAGUCCCAGACCUCGGGGCAGCCCUGGAGGUAGAGGAGGUUGGGCUGGUUGGAGGCUCACUGGGGCAAUGAAACUGCUCUUGGGUAUAAUCUAACUGCAAGCUAACCCAAUGGUGGGAAUUCUCUGGAGGCCAGGACAGCCAUGGCCUCCCACAAAUCCCCCCAGAGGCCCCACCAACCAAAUGUCUUCACACUUCAUGGGAAUCCGGCAUGGGUUCCCACCCCCUGGCCACCACCUCCUUAGCCAUUUGGCUUCUGUGCCGUGUCUUGGGGGCAAUUUGUCAGCGCCACCAUUUUUUGUGGGUAACACAUGAAUCUGGGCGAUUCUUCACUUGCCAAAAGACCAGGAAAUAAGGCCGGGAGGCCUUUUAAAAGAAACCAGUUUAUCGGGAGACGUGUAUGCAAAUGCUGGUGCCCUCUUCGCUCCAGGGUGCUAGGCCUCCGGCCCCUGACAGGGGUCACGUCCAGCCUCCUUUUCUAGAGAAGGGAGGAGGGCUGGCCCUGGCUUGUGGCUAGUAAGUUGCAGAACUGGCUCCAAAACCAGAUCUAGUUCCCAGAAACCUUAGCCCUGAGCUGACCCGUGUGGCUUGACUGAGAGAAUGUGCUUGGCAGUGGCGUUGGGCAUGGCCACCAUUCCUUCCCUGACAGACUAAUCGGGGUGCCCAGCUCUCGGCGGGGAGCCGGCACCGGGCCGGAGCAGGAGUUGUGAUUUUCUACUUUUGUUCGGUCAUUUCUGACUCAUUGUGACCCCAACGUGGGGCAGGAGGGUUGGCAAAAAUACUGGAGUGGUUCCGUCUCCUGCUCCAGCUCGUUUUAUAAAUGAGGAAA